CAUCAACGACGAGAGAAACAAUGGCAGAGUCUGCGAUCCGAACCAUCGUCGAAUCAAUUCACUCAUCGCCGACGCAAGCCGUCGUGUAUCUUUCCGGCGGUGCCUCUCAGUCUUUAGGUUGGUUAAUGUCAGUUCCUGGAGCUUCGAACACACUUCUUGAAACCGUGGUUCCAUAUUCCAUGAUCUCUAUGGUUCAAUUACUCGGAAGGGUUCCGAACCAACACUGUAGCCAAUCAAUGGCAAAUGAAAUGGCUUUGUUAGCUUAUAAUCGGGCUCUUAAGCUUUCUAAACCAGGAUGUGCGGUUCUUGGUGUUGGUUUUACGGUAACAUUAGCAACUUCUCGUCCAAAGCGUGGGGAUCAUAGGUUCUUUUUGUCGAUAAGAGCAUCCGACCGGGUAUGGGAAACUUCAGUUACUCUAACAAAGGGAAAACGAAGCCGAGAGGAAGAAGAUAAAGUGGCAAGCUCUGUACUGAUUCAGGCUAUGGCCAAGGCAUGCCAAGUUUCUGAGACCCUUGAUUCUGGCUUGACUGAGUCUGAGGUGCUUAAUGAGUCUGAAACCCAGUUUAGUGAAGAAGAAGAACUAGAGCAGCUUAUAGAUGGACAAUUGUGCUCUAAGAUUUAUCCAUUUUCUAAAGAAUCGUAUGGGUCGGAUAAAGAUAGAAAGAUUAUACUGCCUGGUUCUUUUAACCCAUUACAUGACGGUCAUCUGAAGCUGUUGGAAACUGCUAUGAGUGUUUGUGAAGGAGGGUACCCAUGUUUUGAAAUAUCUGCAGUGAAUGCAGACAAACCAUCCCUUACAGUUGCAGAGAUUAAAGAUCGCGUCAAACAAUUUGAAGUACUUGAAAAGACGGUAAUAGUUUCAAAUCAACCAUUCUUCUACAAGAAAGCUGAACUCUUCCCAGGAAGCAGUUUUGUAAUCGGUGCUGACACUGCAGCAAGGCUUGUUAAUCCAAAGUACUAUGAAGGAAGCCACAAAAGGAUGUUGGAGGUACUAGGUGACUGCAAACGAACAGGUUGCAAGUUCCUUGUUGGUGGCCGUAAUGUAGAAGGUGAAUUUAAGGUUCUCGACGAUAUUGACAUUCCAGAUGAAAUAAGCAGAAAAAAAAUGUCGAGUUCGAGGCAGAUGGAUUCGCAAAUCAUCUCAGAUAAAGCGGAGGCUGAACGAAUUGUUAAGAAUGUAGCACGUUGCAUUGCCAGAAAAGGGUUGAAGUAUGAGAAGAGGAUGAUGACCAACGUCAAAGAUCCAAGAAUCAACUUUCUGAGGAACCCUGAAGAUCCCUUACACGGAUAUUACAAGCAGAAGCUUAGUGAUUACCUUUCUCAGCUUCAACAAAAUGGAACUAUUGUUGAUGAUUUUGGUCAUGUUGCAGCAACUAAUGUUAGUACCCAAGUCACUGAGCCACCUCCAGGUAUCAUCAGAAAUGAUAUCGAGAAUAUGGCCCUUUACAUUUCCAAAGGUGGGUUGGUGUUUGAGAGCGUGAUGAGGCAUCUCGUUGCAGAUGAAGCAAGAUACAGCUUUAUGGCUAGUUCCCAUCCCUUUCACGCGUUUUACCAGCAGAAGCUUACCGAAUAUCGUUCUAUCAAUCAACAAGACGGAGGAGCUAAUCAUGAUUAUGAUGCUACUCUUGCUUCUUACAAGCAAAAGGCUACCGAAUUCCGUUCUCGGAUUCAACAAGAGGGAGCUAAUCUUGAUGAUGAUGCUGAUGUUGGUCAACGCAUUGUUCUGCCAUAUCAUCUGGACCUUAGACUUCCUAAAGGGAUGAAUAUAAAGGAGUUUAGAACUAUGAAGCUCACAGCGCAGUUUGGGGCUUGGUAUGGGAACGAUUUCUGGCUAGGGUUCAAGAACAGAGAUGGGUUUGAGUUUACGAACCCAAUUGAUAGCAAGUUCCCACGUUUCACUCGGUUUUGGGAUUCUCUCCAAGAUUUGAAAUGGCACGAUGGUGGGGUGAUGUCUAUGGUUCAUUGGCAUGCUUCUCUCGUGAAAGAUUUUGCUAACAAUGAAGAGCUGCCACACCCUGAAACGGAACCAGAGCCAAAGAGACUAAAGCUUGACGAGCGAGGCCUUGUUCCAGAAGACCAGUUUCUUGCUCAACACCCGGGUUGGUGUACAAUCAGGGUUUCGAUUGUCAGUGUCGAAGGUCGUGAGGUAAACAUCAUUGAGAAAACAGUGCAGUCGUUAUCGGAAAACGUGGCCAGUUUCAAGGAGAAAAUAGCCGAGGAGGUCCGAAGUAUCCCACCAGAGAAACAGGUGUUAUUCGGAAAAGCCGGGUUGUUGAAGGACAACAACAGGUCACUAGCACAUUACAAUGUGGGAGCAGGAGAAAUCCUUACUCUGUCCUUGUGUACGUGUGGGAGAGAGACAGAUUUGGACAAGCCUUGUUGUUGCACGGAAUUGUUUAACAACGCACUUGGUGAGAUAAUGCGAUCUCAUGCUUCUUGUUUUGAUUGAUUGAUGUUUAGAUCUUGUUUGUUUC
Messenger RNA from Arabidopsis arenosa, 2475 nucleotides. NCBI's taxonomy places the organism in Eukaryota, Viridiplantae, Streptophyta, Magnoliopsida, Brassicales, Brassicaceae. The record is from the annotation of a GenBank genome assembly.